GCCGAUGUUGAUCAGUGACUCAUCCAAACAGAUUUUGGAUCAGCAGAAGGGGCGGACCAGAACCAGAACCAGUUUCAGGGGAAAAGACAGUAAAGCUUUAAUUCUGUCCAGGACCUCCAGGAUGAAGAAAACAUUCAGGCUUCUGGUGGUUUUGGUUCCACUGCUGGUUUCUGUGGAGCGCUCAGAGAGUGUGCGGUGUUUCGGUGUUUUUGACCUGACCACUGGUGAGUGUAGUGAAGAUUUGGGCGAAGUGGACCAUGAUGAUUGCUGUCAGAACUCCCAAUACGGCUACAAAGCAGAAGGCGGAUCAUGUCGCUCCUGUGGUCCAGCCACAUGGUCUCCCUGGACGUCUUGGUCAUUCUGCAAUGUUCUGUGUGGAGAGGGCGUGAGACAGAGAAGCAGGAAGUGUCAUGGCAUUGGAGAACCAGAGUGUGACAACCCUCAGGACACACUGCAGACAGAAGUGUGCAGCGGCAGCUGCUGCAACGAUAAGGGCUGGGGCUUGUGGACCCCCUGGACUCCAUGCUCAGUCACCUGUGGAGGAACAGGAACCCGAACAAGAAAGAGAGUCUGCUCCAGUCCUCCUGAAUGUCGCUUGGCAUGCACUGGCCCUGAAGAAGAGAAAGAGUCAUGUGAGGCCAGCAACAAGUGUCCAGUCCAUGGAAGUUGGUCGAGUUGGGGAGCUUGGUCACAGUGCUCUGGCUCAUGUAUCACUGACCAAAACAUGCCCACCAGAGAACGACGGCGCACCUGCUCCAACCCAGCCCCCUCUACUGACACGGUACCACCAGGCAACAACUGUCCCGGCGAUGCUGUUGAGACGCAGGACUGCAGUGAGAUCCCUAAUUGUCCAGUGGAUGGCAACUGGGGGUCCUGGUUUCCACCUGUCCCGUGCUCUGUCUCUUGUGGAGAGGGUCUGCAGCUGUCAUUGAGGCGGUGUGACAACCCAAGCCCUAAAUAUGGUGGCAAAUAUUGUGAGGGGCCAAGCACCCGGAGCAGUGUCUGCAAUAGUCCCUGUCCUGUCCAUGGAGUCUGGUCUGGUUGGUCAAUCUGGGGUAAAUGUUCAUCUUCCUGUAUCCCACCUGACAGAGCUUCAUUGAGGACUCGCCAUCGAUCUUGUUCUAACCCCGCCCCAUCGUUAAACCCACCUGGUAAUGGAUGCCAGGGUGACAACUCCCAAACAGAACCUUGCAACCACCUACCUCGUUGCCAAGUGCAUGGCAACUGGGGUCCCUGGUCAGCCUUCACUCCAUGCCCUGUUACAUGUGGUGUGGCUCUUCAGGUCUCGGAGAGGAGAUGCAACAACCCUGCUCCCAAUCAUGGUGGCCGUCCAUGUCCUGGAAUCAAUAAGCGAACCAAACUUUGCUCAACACAAGUCCACUGCCCAGUGGAUGGCGUGUGGGCCGAGUGGUCCGCCUGGAGUGACUGUAUGUCUGCAUGGGGAAAAGAAAGAGACAUCCGGUGCAAGAAAGAAGGUGGCAAGCAGACUCGAAACCGCAGGUGCCUACAUCGAGCUCACAACGGCUCCAUCUGCACCGACGGAAAGUUGACAGACAUUCAGGUCUGCUACAACGUCCAAAGCUGCUUCGUAAAAGGAACCUGGGAGGGCUGGGAGCCUUGGAGUUUAUGUAAGCCGGCCUGCGGACCCUCGUCUAAACGUACGAGGUUAAGAAUCUGUAAACCUGACUACACCGGGUACAGUGAAACAAUUGGUAAUCAGAAUGGAAUAGCACAUUUCCAUGGAAAGCCAAGGGCCCUCUGUGUGCUUCUUGACGGAGAGAAGAAGGAUGAAAGUCAAGACUGCCUUCAUGUCCCUCCAUGCUCCUAACAACGCCUUAGCCGUCAACUUCAAUAAUGUCAAAGCUUGCUUUAUUGGUGACAUAUCUGCAGAAACUGCAUUUUAAAAUUUGUUGUUUUCUACUAAAACUUUUUACUCCGCAAGAUGGGUAAAUUUGUUGCCUCGCUUUUUGUGAUUUUUAUCUUUACACACCCAAAUCAGAUUCUGUAUUAUUGUAAUAGCUUUAAAAGAAUUAGAAUAAAAAGGAAAUGAGUAUGAAUUUGACUGUAAAACAUGCUGUUUCUUCUGCUUCUGAAAUAGUAAUUCUGCUUUUUCUUUCACAGUUUCUUAAAGUUUUGGGUCAAAGUCCUCAGUUGUUUGUGGCCCUACAUACUAUGAUAUUCUAAUGAAAACAAAACAAAAUAAACAAACCUGGCUAAUAAAAAGGAAAAAACAUUCAUUUAA
This is a messenger RNA of Poeciliopsis prolifica (blackstripe livebearer), 2242 nucleotides long. Its product is annotated as properdin-like. The transcript is spliced from 11 exons. NCBI's taxonomy places the organism in Eukaryota, Metazoa, Chordata, Actinopteri, Cyprinodontiformes, Poeciliidae. The coding region runs from base 5 to 1828 and encodes 607 amino acids. The record is from RefSeq and is a predicted model, not a curated record.